AUGGUUUUCAUCAAGUACAUUCUGCCUGCUCUGGCUGCGUCCCAGCUUGCUUUCGCCAGCAGCGACUGCGGUGACACCACCAUCGAGACCCAGACGGAUGCCAGCGGCAUCUCCAGCUGCACCAGCAUUGACGGUGAUAUCACCAUCAAGGAGUCCUACUCCGGCAGCCUGGACCUCGGCAGCAUCGAGAAGAUUGACGGUACUCUGACCUGUGUCGGCGGUGCCAACGUCACUGGAAUCACUGCUGCUUCCCUGGAGACCAUCACUGGUAACUUCACCCUGAAGCGCCUGACUACCCUCACCACCCUCUCCUUCGCCAAGCUGAGCUCCGUUGGUGCCAUCGACUGGGAGGUUCUUCCCGGUGUUAACUCUCUGGAUUUCACUACCGGUAUCACCGAUGUCGGCGAUGUCAACAUCAUCGACACCCACCUGACCUCCCUGGACGGUAUCACCCUGAAGAAGGUCGGCCAGCUCGACAUCACCGAGAACUCUUACCUGAAGUCCUGCAACAUCAGCAACCUCGAGUAUGCCACCGGCCAGAUCAACUUCCAGGGUAACUACGACAGCCUUGAGAUUGACCUGCCCAACCUGACCAACGGUACCUCCAUGACCUUCCGCAACAUCAGCAGCAUCAACAUCCCCAAGCUCAAGACCCUCACUGGUCAGCUUGGUUUCUGGAACACCGACUUCGAUGUUCUGUACGCCCCUGACCUGACUGAGACUGGUGACGUUGUCUUCACUGGCAACACCAAGCUCACCAACGUCUCUCUGCCCGCUCUCAAGACCGUCGACGGUGGUAUCUCCAUCAGCCGCAACGACAAGCUGCAGGAGAUCGACUUGCCCAAGCUCUCCACUGUUUCCGGUGCCAUUGACCUCACUGGUAACUUCUACAUGCUCAAGUUCGGCUCCCUGACCCGUGUCGAUGGUGCUUUCAACGUCGAGUCCUCCAACGGUACCUUCUCUUGCAGCGACCUCAAGUCUGAGUACAAGAGCGAUGUCCGUGGAUCCUGGACUUGCAAGACCAACGACACCAACCCCACCACCUCCAACGGCAAGUCUGGCACUGAGAGCGGCUCCAGCAGCUCUGGCGGCAGCUCCGAUUCCACCAGCUCUUCCGCCGCUAUGGCCAACGGUCUUGCCGCCCCUGUCGCUGGUAUCGCCGCUGUCUUCUACGCUCUUGCUCAGCUCGUCUAA
Messenger RNA from Penicillium angulare, 1194 nucleotides. It is a transcript of the gene ecm33, whose product is annotated as GPI-anchored protein Ecm33. The coding region runs from base 1 to 1194 and encodes 397 amino acids. Gene Ontology annotation, cellular component: plasma membrane; fungal-type cell wall. Gene Ontology annotation, biological process: fungal-type cell wall organization. The transcript is spliced from 3 exons. The record is from RefSeq and is a predicted model, not a curated record. Lineage: Eukaryota; Fungi; Ascomycota; Eurotiomycetes; Eurotiales; Aspergillaceae.